Molecule: messenger RNA, 1841 nt
Organism: Blastomyces gilchristii SLH14081
Lineage: Eukaryota; Fungi; Ascomycota; Eurotiomycetes; Onygenales; Ajellomycetaceae
Product: gluconolactonase
Exons: 3
Coding region: 459-1430 (323 amino acids)
Biological process (GO): L-ascorbic acid biosynthetic process
Molecular function (GO): gluconolactonase activity; calcium ion binding
Source: RefSeq, a predicted model, not a curated record
GCGCAGGCCAGCUUAGAAGAGAUAUCACCAAGCGGGCAAGCAGUUAAGUAGUACGCACAAGAACUUGAUUUCUAGCAGGCAAUCAAGCCUGUCUGCCCCUGUCUUGCGAACACUCCCCGUUCAUCCAACACCUGAGCUGGAUGGCAGUACCCAGAACGGGCAGGGUUAGUUCCAUAAGCAUCCCACUUUUGCAUCCCCCGCCCUUGAUACGCCUAGAGCACUGGUGGUCAGUGGCAAUUGAUGUAUUCAGUUUGGAGGCAACUCUAGGCCCCGGGUUUUAAAUGGUGGAGAAAGCGGGAUGACGCCGAUGUUAUCUUCGUAUCAUUAUUAGCGGGGCAUCCCAAACGAACCUCUGUUGUGUAUCGAAUUAAAAUAUCGAGGCCUACUAUCUACCGUCCACGCAUUGUUUUCUGUCUUGAACACGGCCAACCAAACCACCAAAUCCAUUGUUAAAUAUCAUGACUACAGCAGCACAACCACGAUCAGGCCUCGGCCCUUUCUACAAAUGCGACCCGGCCAUGAUCCUGGGUGAAGCCCCCAUCUAUCGUGCCAGCGACUCCACCCUGCAUUGGGUGGACUGUUUCUCCGAACCUGCAGAGCUACAUAUCUUGCAUGUCGACCCAGAUACCGGCGCUGCACAGGGCAAAGCCCGCGUGUUAAAACUCCAGGACAGCGUCUCAGUUGCGUGUUUCCGCCAAGGGAAACCUGGCAGUUACAUCGCGGGCUACUAUCAGGGCAUAUGCUUUAUUGACGAGGAGACGGGGAAGUUUGAGAUUCUCAAAGAAAUCGUCCCAACAGACCAGAGGGACGAGUUCCGCCUCAACGAUGGAGGGAUAGAUGCCAAAGGCCGUUUUUGGGUGGCGGAGAUCGAUAAGAAAGCCAUGGCGUAUGGGGUGGGCAAGCUGCCGGCCAGUUAUGGCGAACCUCAGGGUAAAGUGUGGCGGUACGACCCCGACGGAAGCCUGCAGUCGAUGGACAAGGGGUUUAUCUGUGGGAAUGGGUUGGCAUGGAGUCCAGAUAAUAAGACAAUGUAUAUCAACGACUCCGUAGGUAUGCUUACAUAUGCCUAUGACUUCGACCUUGAAUCUGGAAGCAUCUCCAACAAGCGCAUUUUCAUCGACCAUCGAGCUGCGACUGGAGAGCCAGAUGGUAUGGUUGUAGACACGCAAGGAAACCUCUGGGUAGGCGUCUACAACGCCGGCCGCAUCAUGGUCUUCAGCCCAGAUGGCAAACGUCGCAAAGACAUCCCCUUGACCGCACAAAACGUGACCUGCACAACCUGGGGAGGGUGCAACUGGGACCUCAUCUUCGCCACGACGGCGCAAAAUCCCGAUGCGCAGGGGUCCGAGGUGGACGAUGGCGGGCAUAUGUUUUUGUAUAAACCCGAGGACGGGAGUAAGGGCCAGGCGAAGCUGGAGUUUGCGGGCUGAUAUACGGUUAGCUAGCUCUGUUUGACCCCUGAAUGGUUUAUUGAGCAGCUGAUAGGUACAGUUGAGUAUUUUGCUCUUCAUGUUAUUAGAAUGGAGGGAUCGGGGAUUUAUCCUGGCUUGAUUUUAAUUUCAACCCGCACCCUACUAGGAUUUAACACCGGAAUUCAAGAAAGGGGGAGCAGAAGAACAUUUCUAGGAAAGGAUAAAGCAGCAAUCGGUGCAGAGCAUAUAUGCUAGGGUAUAGCAAUAUCCUAGGCUAAACAUCAUUUCAAAAUAUGAAAUAGUAUUGUGUACAAAGUUAUUAUAAUAGCCCAGAAGCAUGAAUUUUAAAAUCCGUUAAGUGUAGUACAUAGUAUCAAUGACAUAUAAGAACCUCAGCAAACAAAAAUGCCAAAAUGGAAGAAGAAAAAG